UAUAAAUAGACCGGAAAAACAUUUAUAUAAAAAUGUAUGUGAGAAGGACGCGAGAUCAUUGACAGAACGGCAGCUGGCGAUAAACAUGGCCAAAGACGAACAUGCAGUCACCGAACAACACAAAACAACUCAAAUUUAUUCGCACAAAAUGAACACGGGAAGGAGAAAAUGUACAUUUUCAAACACAGGUCGAAACAUGGAUCUUGAUGUGGACUUUGGUAGCCUCAGCCUCAAUGAGAGUGGCAUGGACACGUGUGAAUCUGGGGUAGAGGUGGGCAGCGUGGGUCAAGUGGUCAACACAUGUGUACGACUUGACAGUGUCAAUACAAACACCUGCCCCAGGUUUGUUUCUACAGAUGAAGGAUAUGAAAGCAAGUCAAUAUCUUUCACAGACAGAAUGUCCAUUCAGGAGACUGAGAACAACAGACUUGUGACAUCCAUGAGAUCGGUUGAUGUCUUUCAGGUGUAUCAUCAAGAUAAAGAUGGCGACACGGAUCUACAUACUGGAAUCAUUCAAGGACAUAUAUCUCUGGUGUUGUUGUUUAUAUCGGCGGCGCCGAACUAUGAGUGGUUGAACAUUACAAAUUUGCUCAAACAGACGCCCCUCCAUCUCGCUGUUAUUACUCGUCAGGUGAAUAUAGUCCGGCGACUGAUGACGGCCGGAGCAAGGGUUGACGUUACAGAUAUCCAUGGCAACACACCACUUCACAUAGCAUGUCGAGAGGGAUACCAGGAGAUCGUGGAAUGUCUUCUGAGACCUGUUUAUUAUGAGGAGACACUUCUGAACCAGUAUGAGAUUCCAUACCAAAGGAUACCCCAGGACUUGGAGAAUAGGAACUUUGAUGGACACACAUGUCUUCACCUGGCCGCCAUGUCGACACAUCUCAAAGUUCUUGAACUACUUCUGUCUAAGAAAGCUAGCAUCAAUGUGCGUGACGGCACCAGCGGAAGGACAGUUCUCCAUUACGCUGCUGAAACCGGAAACAGAAUUCUUCUUCACUUCCUGUUGUCACAGCGCCAUCUUGACAUUUGCUGCAGGACAUAUGGGGGUCUGACUCAUCUUCGUCUUGCUGCAGGGAGGGGGUUCGGGGAUGUCGUUUCCAUCCUCCUCGCCAACGGUGCAGACGUCACAGACAUAGACGGUUCAGAUCAGUCAGACGAAGAAGUAUUUGAUGACUUUUGUAUCAAUGGACACGCAGUUGCUUUGUAACAAUCAGGACAACAGAAUGAAUGGAUGUGUAACGCUGACGUAUCAGAAGACAAGCAAGCGAUAUUUUAAUGUUACAAUGAUUAACAUGUAUAUGUCUACCUGAACUUAUUGUGAUCCAGAACAUGCAGGAUACUGUGGUGUGUUUGUUUUCUUGUGAUAUAGAAUGAUAUUGAUAUUGUGUGCGUACGUGCGUGCGGAUGUUUGUUUGUUGUUCAACUCCUCACUCAGCUAUCAAGAGAGUCACCGAGCCUGACCACCUGAUCCAAUUUUAACACGGAACUAGUAGCGUCCUCGUUUCAAAAGACAGUGGAAUAUGUUACUAGUAUUGACCAGCGGACAAUAGUUUAUACCAAACAACGAGUCAUUGUCUACUGGUAUCAGUCCACUACCUCACCGACUGGUAUUUGAUGUAAACAAAUUUGUCAAGGCACUACGUACAAGCCCUGUAUAUAUAGAUGGCUAGUAUUAACAUCACUUGUAUGCUAUUGCUAGCGAUUUAUUUUUGAAUAAUAUCUUUUGUUUUAUCAUUAUUGUUGUCCAAAAGACAUUACUUGUAUUGAUCUGAAAUAUUACAUUCGUACACUUAUAACUUCUCAGUAUGCAUGUACAAAAUGCAUGUAAUGGACGCCAUUUGUUAUACAUGCAGUGUAUCUUGACCUGUCAGUAGUGAGAGUAGCCUACGGCUGUAUAUGCUAGUCCCUACAACUGUGUCAAAUUCACAAAUGUUUCUUUACACAGACGGCAUUUGACGGCAUUCA
Messenger RNA from Haliotis rufescens (red abalone), 1968 nucleotides. RefSeq names its product NF-kappa-B inhibitor cactus-like. The record is from RefSeq and is a predicted model, not a curated record. NCBI's taxonomy places the organism in Eukaryota, Metazoa, Mollusca, Gastropoda, Lepetellida, Haliotidae. The coding region runs from base 86 to 1210 and encodes 374 amino acids. The transcript is spliced from 2 exons. Gene Ontology annotation, molecular function: protein binding.